Molecule: messenger RNA, 312 nt
Organism: Soboliphyme baturini
Lineage: Eukaryota; Metazoa; Nematoda; Enoplea; Dioctophymatida; Soboliphymatidae
Source: the annotation of a GenBank genome assembly
GUUGUGUCACAUUCGCUCAAAUUUCAGGCUCUUAACGACAUGUAUCCGAAGUAUAUAUUGGAGCAGUUUCUCGAGGCUGAACUCAUGGUUAACAUAACGGAACAUGAGCUUGUCCCAGAACACGUCGUUAUGUCAAACGAAGAGAAAACAGAACUGCUAACCAGAUACAAACUCAAGGAGAGCCAACUUCCUCGAAUAUUUUCCUACGAUCCGAUAGUGAGAUAUUUUGGUCUGAAACGCGGACAGGUAGUGAAAAUCAUACGACCAUCAGAAGUGGCUGGCAGGUACAUCACCUAUCGGCUAGUUGUUUAA